Molecule: messenger RNA, 864 nt
Organism: Pomacea canaliculata
Lineage: Eukaryota; Metazoa; Mollusca; Gastropoda; Architaenioglossa; Ampullariidae
Product: ganglioside GM2 activator-like
Exons: 4
Coding region: 77-664 (195 amino acids)
Biological process (GO): lipid transport; ganglioside catabolic process
Cellular component (GO): cytoplasmic side of plasma membrane
Molecular function (GO): enzyme activator activity; lipid carrier activity
Source: RefSeq, a predicted model, not a curated record
GGGUACCAGACUAUAUAAUUCGCAAUUCUCCUACCCUUGGGACAAAAGGGUUCAGACAGAGAAGCAAAGAAGCAGAAUGGUUUCUUUCCAGAAUUUGAUUUUGGCUUUCAGCGCGACAGCUUAUAUAACAGCAGCCUCGCAGCUGCAAUGGACCGAUUGCGGUAGCGAUCCAGGCCUUGUCAUCAGCAGUUUAUCCAUAACGCCGAUGCCCAUGGAGAUACCCGGUUCAAUCAGCCUGUCCGUGAGUGCCCGGACUUCCGUCCCUAUUCCAGAAGACAUGACCAUCAGCCUGAUCAUCAAGCGUCACACCUUUCUUCUCGAUGUUCCACUCCCCUGCUUCUUGCACAUCGGUUCUUGUACCUACGAGAACACGUGCAGCAAGCCGUUGGUGGACACGUUGAUAUCCGAGAACUGGGCCGGCAUCACGGCCGACAUCGGGCAGCAGAUCAAGACGAUGUUGUCCACGUUGCCGGCACUCAACACAACGUGUCCACCUCCAGUGCCAGCCUCCAUCGCAGUCAACAACUACAGCAUCCGCCUGCCGGCCAUCCCAGCCAUUCUCACCUUCAUUGUCGAUGGUGACUACUCAGUUGUGGCGACUGCUCGUGACAAAGCCACUGGCCACACCCUGAUGUGUGUGUUUUUCGAGAUGAGCAUCAAGUAGCAGCGAAUGUAUGGGCUUUCUUUGCAGCAGAUGAAGAGUGGCAUACCCUCCAUCCAUCUUACAUUUUGUAAUAUUAUUGCAAUGGCCAUAGACCUUUUCACGCGAUUUCUCCAGCUACAGAUCCUCGAUUUUCUAUCGCACUUGUAAUGAUGAUCGUGGCAAGAUAAAAUUAAAAAAAAAAAAAAUAAAAACAUUCUAUG